GCGCGGUUGCGUUGCAUGAGUAUGACACGCGCAAAAAGACACGAUCGAGCACACCGAUCGAUCAUGGCGGACUGGGCGGAACUUCUCCCGGAGCUUGUCCAAGGCAUCGCCGAUUGCGUCCUCUCCACCACCGGCGGCGGCGAGGCGUACAUGAACAUGAGGGCCGUCUGCUCUAGCUGGCGCUCCGCCGUCGCCAAGCCAUCUCCACUCGCCGCCAUCACCGAUCUCCGUUUCCGGCCACGGCACUGGGUCAUGCUCGACCUGCCAUCCAAGAAAGAAGACGACGAUGCCGACGGCUGCCUCUUCCUCCACGUCCUCACCGGGCGGUUCCGCUUCUUGCGCCUCCCGGUGCUUCAUGACCACAUCCUUGUUGGUGCUUCCGACGGUCUUCUCGUGCUCGGGGACAGGGAUCAGCCCCCGAACUUGGCUCGUGUUCUCAACCCCCUGACAGGCGACAUGCUGCACUUUGCCGCGCCAUUCCAUCAACCUUUCUCGAACCUUUGGUCAACCGCGGUUUCUCAUUCGAGGCUGAUCUUGUGGGGAUAUGCAAUGCUUGCAUGGGCUGCUCCAACCAGCGACGAGUUUACCAAGGAGGACAUUGGAAAGAGCACGGCUAGCAUGGGUGCCUUCCACGGCAAUGUCUAUGUGGUGGAUCUGCAAAGACAGCUAUUCAAGUUUAUCUCACCAGCAGAGCAGUGUGAUGCCGACGUCGCGCUCAUAGCACAGGUGCCGCUGAAUGUCGACGUAUAUUCAGACGAAGACGAAGAGGAAGAGAUCCUAUUCUCUUAUAGUCUCGUGGAGUCUGCAGGGGAACUGCUGCUCAUUCGCCCCCAUGGUCGAGCCUUGCAAGUUUUCAUAGUCGACGUCGAGCGCAAAUCGUUGCAGGAGGUCAAGAGCCUCGGCGGCUGCCAUGCGCUGUUCCUUGGCCCCAUGAGGUGCAUGUCUGUGGAUGCGGCUAACCUUCCGUCCGUCGACAGUGACUGCAUAUACUUGCUUCAUUGGGUGGGAAAAUCGGAACACAUGUCCGUGUAUAGCCUAAGGGAUGACAAGAUGGAGUUUAUCUCUAGCGGGGACCAUCCUGAUCGACCUUUCAGCCUUGUUCAGGUUCUCUUACGGUACUGUGAUUUUCUUGAUGAGUAA
Messenger RNA from Lolium perenne, 1140 nucleotides. RefSeq lists its product as uncharacterized. The record is from RefSeq and is a predicted model, not a curated record. Lineage: Eukaryota; Viridiplantae; Streptophyta; Magnoliopsida; Poales; Poaceae.